AUGUAUAUUUAUUUGGGGUUUUGGGUGUGGGUGUUGUUGGUGUGGUGUUGGGUGGGUGGUGGGGGGGUGGGGGAUGGGGGUGGGGGUUGUGUGAUUUGGGUGGUUGAGGUGGGGAGUUUGGGGUGGGGGGGGGUUGGGUGGUUGUUUUGGUUGGUGGUGGGGGGGUGGGGGGGGGUGUUUGGGGGGGGGGUGUGUGGGUUUUUGGGUGGGGGGUGUGUGGGGGGGGGGUUGGUUGGUGGGGUGGGGGGGGGGUUGUUUGGGGGGUGGGUUGGGUUGGGUGUUUGA
Molecule: messenger RNA, 285 nt
Organism: Knipowitschia caucasica
Lineage: Eukaryota; Metazoa; Chordata; Actinopteri; Gobiiformes; Gobiidae
Source: the annotation of a GenBank genome assembly